This is a messenger RNA of Phasianus colchicus (ring-necked pheasant), 4439 nucleotides long. It is a transcript of the gene MRPL15, whose product is annotated as mitochondrial ribosomal protein L15. The record is from RefSeq and is a predicted model, not a curated record. Gene Ontology annotation, molecular function: structural constituent of ribosome. NCBI's taxonomy places the organism in Eukaryota, Metazoa, Chordata, Aves, Galliformes, Phasianidae. Gene Ontology annotation, biological process: translation. Gene Ontology annotation, cellular component: mitochondrial large ribosomal subunit.
UGCCUAGGUGGCCAAGAAGGCCAGUGGCAUCUUGGAGUGUGUCAGAAGUAGUGCAGCCAGCAGGAGCAGGGAAGUGACUGUCUGUACUCGGCUUUGGUGGGGCCAUGUGUCCAGUACUGUGUUCAGUUUUGUGGCCCCUCACUGCAAGAAAGACACCGAGGCCCUGGAGUGUGUCCAGAGAAAGGCAGUGAAGCUAUGAAGAGUCUGGAGCACAAAAUCUGAUGGGGAGCAGCUGAGGGAACUGGGGUUGUACAGUCUGCAGAAGAGGGCGCUCAGAGGAAACCUUAUUGCUCUCUGCAACUCCCUGAAAGGAGGUUGUGGUGAAGUGGGGGUCGGCCUCUUCUCUCAGGUAGCAGUGAUAGGAUGAGAGGGGAUGGUCUCAUGCUGCACAGGGGAGGUUCAUGAUGGAUAUUAGGAACAAUUUAUUUUCAGAAAGAGUGCUGAGGCAUUGGAACAGACUGCCCAGGGAGUGGUGGAGUCACCGUCCUUGGAGGUGUUUGAGAAACGUGGAGAUGUGGCACUGAGGGAUAUGGUUAGUGGGCGUGGUGUGGAUGGGUUGAUGGUUCAAUUAGAUGUUCUUAGUGGUCUUUUCCAACCUUAACGGUUCUAUGACUGAACUGUCUUUCACCUUUAAAACUAGCUUUCAAAUGGGCCUUCAAAUCUGAGCGUCUGCCAAAUUACACUGCACUUCUGUGUCAUAAUUUGUUCAUGUCUGCCAUUUGACUGUUUCUUAUAAAAAUCAGUUUUUGUGCUUUGAAAGACUUUGGGGGGGAAAGGAAAUCUAAAUGUUCUUUAAACACUAAGUCACGGGAAGCAGGAAAAACAGGAAAACAAACAAAAAAGACAGCAGGCAAUACUGUUGGACAGAGCUCAUUUGUCCCUGUCAGAUCAGAUGCUUGCAUCAAUGAAUUGUGUUUUAUGGCCAAAGGGUGAAUGCCUCUUAUUCAUUUGCUCAUUCCAAGAACUCAGACAAACUCUGAAUGAGUAUGGCUAACACAAUGCUGCCAGAAUAAAAUGCUUUUGUCAUCUGUUCCAUGCAUCUUUGUCAGAUAUUUCCUCCGAGGAAGUCAAUCUGCUCACUGUAUUUUGCUGGGUGGUAUCUGUUGGAGCUCAGUCACUAUAUGACAACUCAAACAGCAGCUGAAAUGUGCACUGUGUUGUGUGAAAGUGCAUCCAUCCUGCUGGCACAUUCCAUACCAGGCAGGGGUAGUUUUCUACUAAGUAAAUUCUUCUCAAGCCUUAAUAUCUUUGUCAGCGUGGUUGCAUAACUUAUGUUGGAGAGGUCUUUGUACCAACUGUAUAACUUCAAGUACACAUCCUCUUUUGCCAUGACUGUGAUGCUGUUUUGAUAACUAGUAUCUAUGGCAGGGGAUUUCCAUUGUUGCCAUCUUGUUAUUUUUAACAAGCCCUCUGUUUUAUCUCUGUGCUUUAGUUCUUGUACCACGUAUGAUACCCAAUUCAAAUCUGCUACAAUUAUGUUUACUAGAUUGUCUUUCUUAUUCAACAAAGGUAACUCUCCUGAGGUGACCUGAUGCAACUCCUGCUGCGCAGGGCCUGAUGUCUGCUGACAGCUGGGCCAAGUGGUUGAUCAUUGCAUCUGGACCGACCUCAGCUGAACUGCCAGCCCUGCUCAGAGCUGCUGGAGCAAUGCUGCUCCGUGCGCACAGGGCAGCUGGGAGUUGGACAACAGCAGAAGGGCAGUGGGGCACAGGUCACAGCAAACAGCACAGGGCUUGUCUUUCUGAGGGAGCCACUAUUAGCUUCCAAAUUGUGUAUCUUUCAAAGCCUUGUGAGUUGGAUGUCUUUAGAGUGAGUUAUAUGCAUAUAUUUUUCUACCAAACUUACAGUACUGAGAACUUUACAAGGCAGAACAUGCUCUAAACUGUGUAUUUUCCCUUAUCCUAAUGGCUGAAAUUGACACAGAUGGUUUCCCAUACCAGCAUUUUAUGUGUAUUGCUACAUAGUUGGUGUUUCUGAACACCAGGAGAACCAAUACAGACUUCAUCCUGUAACUCGAUUUCCAAAUGUCACAGAAUCAUGGAAUCAUAGGGGUUGGAAGGGACCUCCAGAGAUCAUUGAGUCCAACCCCCCUGCCAAGGAAGGUUCCCUACACCAGGCUUACUGGCAGAACAGUAAAGGUUACCAGGCUGAGCUGCCUGCUAACUUCCAUCAGAUCGAUGCGCUGAGUGCCCUAAGUCACUCCUGUUCAUAAGCAGCCUUGACGGUUUUAAAGGCUUGGCUUUAAAACACGGGGCUGAGGGCAGUGCGAAUAACACAGGAGUGAAGAACUAAGUCCAGUUUGAGACCACAGCCAUUGGCACUGUCUGCUGAGAGGGCUGUCUGACGCUUGACUCGCGCUUCCCCGCUCUCGCAGCACGCAGCCCACUCGCAGCUAUCCGGCGGAGCGGAAAACCACACCUCUGACCGCCGCCAUCUUGUGCCAUCCUUGCACGCUCCCGCCCUCCCAGGCUGUGGCACUGCGCGACAGUGCUGGGAGGUGCGGUUUACGGCUCUUGCCGUAAAGCAGCUCUGCCUGUGGAGCGCCGCCGUCGUCCUUGGGAGGGCAGUGGCGAUGAGCGGGAAUGGCGCGCAUGGGGCUCUGCAGCUGCUGCGGUCGCUGCCUAAGGUCAGCCUGGCCAACCUGAGGCCCAACCCGGGUUCAAAAAAGUCGGAGAGAAGACGUGGCCGUGGACGACACAGAGGUAGAAAGUGUGGUCGAGGUCAUAAAGGGGAAAGACAAAGAGGAAAUCGCCCCCGGUUAGGCUUUGAGGGUGGCCAAACUCCAUUUUAUUUGUCUAUACCAAAAUACGGGUUUAAUGAGGGACAUAGCUGCCGACGUCAGUAUCAUCCACUCAGUCUUCAGAGGCUGCAGUACCUGAUUGAUUUGGGUAGAGUUGACCCUACGCAACCAAUUGACUUAACACAGCUUACUAAUGCUAGAGGUGUAACAGUACAACCUCUCAAACGGGAUUAUGGUGUCCAGCUGGUGGAGGAGGGUGCUGAUAUCUUUGCAGCAAAAAUAAAUAUUGAAGUGCAGAGGGCAUCUGAAUUAGCAAUUGCAGCUAUAGAAAAAAACGGAGGUGUUGUUACAACUUCGUUCUACGAUCCAAGGAGUUUAGAGAUUUUAAUUAAGCCAGUCCCUUUUUUUCUGCGUGGCCGGCCUAUUCCAAAGCGAAUGCUUCCCCCUGAAGACCUCGUGCGUUACUAUACAGAUGCCAGUAAUCGUGGGUACCUGGCAGAUCCAUCUAAGGUUGCAGAAGCCCGACUUGAACUUGCCAAGAAGUAUGGUUAUACCCUACCAGACAUAACUAAGGAUGAGCUCUUCAAAAUGUUAAGUACGCGCAAAGACCCUAGGCAGAUAUUUUUUGGUCUUGCUCCAGGAUGGAUCGUAAACAUGGCAGACAAGAAAAUUCUGAAGCCAACUGAUGAGAGGCUGCUAAAAUACUACAGCUCGUGAAUUCAGGACUGAAGACAACUGCAGGUGUACAGGAAACAUCUGGGUAUGAAAUAAUGGAUACAAAGUGGUGUUUUUUUUUUUUAAGACUCCUGUUAUACCAGACAAAACAAAAGUUUUUGUUUAUGCAAUCUACUGGUGUAGCUUUUGCUCUUUUUGGUUGUCAUAAUAAUGUGUAUGAAAAGGUCUUAACAUUUGGAAGCAGUGUGGAGUCUGAAAUAAAGCAUGUAUUUGGGCACUUUCUCUUGCUAUUAUUUGCCUAUUAUAUUUUUUUCAGAAAAAAAUUGUUUGGAGUUUUAUUUUUCAGUGGAUGUUUCUGAAGAGUAGCUUGGCUUAAUAAUUAGUUUAUAUUCUUUCCCUUCAAUCAAAAAAUCUGAAAUAUGCUUGUGUAAAGGAAAUACUAGUUUUAAAUUGUUAUACAGCAUUCCAAUUAAUAUUGUAAAAAAUGUUACCUUGAACGCUUCCAAAACAUAAACUGUCAUUUUUUCUUGGAUGGAGAAAAUAAAAUAACACUGGAAACCAUUGAAGUACAGAAGAAUUAAUUAACCUCUUCAAGUUCAUAGCAAUGUUCUGGAUUUUGCCACUGCCUAAAAAAUCUCAAUUUUCUUCUUUUUUUUUUUUUUUGUCCUGUAGUCAUUGCUUCAGAUGGAAUUGAGAAAGCCAUAGCGUGUAGUUUGAAAGAACUUCAUCUGAAUUCCCAAAACAAAAGAUAACUGUCUUAACAAGUGCUUUUAUUCAAAUGGAACUUAAAAGUUGUCCAGAUGCAGAUAUAAUGUCAUUGCUGAACAUGCACAGAAUUCAGUGACAGUGAAUGUUAGUAGUGCAUCCAGUGAUGUUAGAUUAUGAAGGAUGUGUGAAGAAUGUAUGUGAUGGACAAAACAUACAAUAAGGAUUCAGUUUUCAACUUGGUCAGACUGUGUGUGGUAGGAGACUAAUUCAGGUGUUGUAAAAAAAAAAAAAACCUGCAAGUUAGUUCUAUAGAACA